Parastagonospora nodorum SN15 is the source of this 699-nucleotide messenger RNA. RefSeq lists its product as hypothetical. The transcript is spliced from 2 exons. Bases 1 to 699 code for a protein of 232 amino acids. Lineage: Eukaryota; Fungi; Ascomycota; Dothideomycetes; Pleosporales; Phaeosphaeriaceae. The record is from RefSeq and is a predicted model, not a curated record.
AUGUCUACUUCCUCGACCCAAAACACCAACACCACGACUGGGGGUCGCCGGGCUGAGAUCAAGAAACUAAUCGACGACAUGAUGGUAGACCUGGACAUACCAUUUUGUCCAGAAAUCAAGUUCUUCCCUUACAAGUGCAUCGAAAAGAUUGCGACACCUGAAAACAUCAUGGCUUAUAUCCGCGAAGAACUCCCCUGGUCGGAUAAAGAACUACAGGAGUUCCAGAAUGAAGUUUACGAAAACGCAAAAUUGCUCUUCAUAGUUGUUGCGAAAAAUGGUUUUACAGCUCUCUUCCUCUAUCAAGCAGUGUGUGUCGAGACAGAGAGGAAAUCCAAGUACACGGACGAGAAGUUCACGGGCCAGAAUAGGGGUAAAAGAUUCUCGGCUUCUGACUAUUAUAACGUCAAAGGAGAUAUUCGGGACCAAGCUAUGAAGGAGUUGGACAUCCACUUUGUCGAAGACAUCCUCCGUGGUAACUUUCAUCAAGAGCUACCUCUCAAGUUCCUACCGAUCAUACGGCAUCAGCUGAUGCCCCUACCACGUCCGAGACCUAUGGGUGUACCGAGCAAGUAUGAGGUGGAGCUACACGGAGACUAUUGGGAGGAGGCUGGGGAUGGGCGGGAGUUCGUAAUGGUUCAACUGGACGCGCGGCCAGUUGAUACAGGCGACGCAAUUUUCGCUUCAGAUGCAGACUACUAA